Molecule: messenger RNA, 1608 nt
Organism: Trichoplax adhaerens
Lineage: Eukaryota; Metazoa; Placozoa; Uniplacotomia; Trichoplacea; Trichoplacidae
Exons: 20
Coding region: 1-1608 (535 amino acids)
Biological process (GO): aspartyl-tRNA aminoacylation
Cellular component (GO): aminoacyl-tRNA synthetase multienzyme complex; cytoplasm; cytosol
Molecular function (GO): RNA binding; ATP binding; aspartate-tRNA ligase activity
Source: RefSeq, a predicted model, not a curated record
AUGGCAGAUACACAAAAAGCAAAUAACUCAGCAUCUGGAUCUGGUGAUCAACCUUUAUCCAAGAACGCUCUCAAAAAGCUAGAAAAGGAAAAGGAAAAACAACGAAGAAAAGCUGAAGCAGAAGCAGCUAGGAAGGGUGCUGAAGCAGCCGAAGCAGAUGCAGAGGAUGUUUCUAAAGACAAUUAUGGGAUCAUGAAGUUAAUACAGUCGACAGAGAAAACAGGUCGCAAAUGGUCCAAGAUUCGCGAUUUGAAUGAAAAAGUGGCGGGACAAUCUGUGCUUCUUCGAGCUAGAUUACAUAACAGCCGUGGCAAAGGAAAACAAUGUUUCUUAGUUUUAAGGCAACAAAGUUACAGUAUUCAAGGUAUUGCAGCAGUUAGUGAAACUGUCAGCAAAGCCAUGGUUAAAUUCGCAUCGAAUGUAAACAAAGAGUCUGUUGUCGAUGUCGAAGGUAUCGUCAAGGCAGUUACAACUAAGAUUGAAGCAUGCAGUCAACAAGAUGUUGAAUUACAUAUCAAUAAGUUGUUUGUUGCAAGUCUUGCCGCUCCUAGAUUGCCAUUACAAAUUGAUGAUGCUUCUAGAAGUGUUGACCAAUCUUCUGAGGAUAGUUCUUUGGCUCAUGUCAAUCAAGAUACUCGUCUUGAUAACCGUAUAAUCGAUUUACGGACACCAACUAAUCAAGCUCUCUUCAAGCUUGAAGCAGCUUUAUGCAAACUAUUUCGCGAUCAUUUAACUUCUAAGGGAUUUGUUGAAAUUCAUACUCCAAAAAUCAUUUCCGCUGCCAGUGAAGGCGGUGCAAAUGUUUUUGAAGUAUCUUACUUUAAAGGAAAGGCUUAUUUAGCACAAUCACCCCAGCUAUACAAACAAAUGGCAAUUGCAGGAGACUUUGACAGAGUCUUUACUGUAGGAGGAGUCUUCAGAGCGGAAGAUUCUAAUACUCACAGACAUUUAUGCGAAUUUGUUGGUUUGGACUUGGAAAUGGCUUUCUACGAACAUUAUCAUGAGGUAUUAGAAACCAUCGGUGAAUUAUUUAUCUCUAUAUUUAAAGGUUUAAGAGACAAUUUCGCUGAAGAAAUAGCUGUAGUAAUGAAGCAAUUUCCUGCUGAGCCUUUUCAAUUUAUUGAGCCGACCCUCCGAUUGGAAUUUCCUGAAGCUGUUUCUAUGCUCCGCGAGAAUGGCGUAGAAAUAGGUGAUGAAGAUGAUUUGAGCACUCCUAAUGAGAAAUUCCUUGGAAAGCUGGUGAAGGCUAAGUAUGGAACAGAUUUUUAUAUGCUUGACAAGUAUCCUUUGGCAGUUAGGCCAUUUUAUACUAUGCCGGAUCCAAAUAAUCCUAAACAAUCAAAUUCGUAUGAUAUGUUCAUGAGGGGCGAAGAGAUCUUAUCGGGUGCUCAGCGAAUACACGAUCCCGAAUUUUUAACAGAAAGGGCUAAACUCCAUAGUGUUGACUUGGAAAAAAUUAAGGCUUACAUUGAUUCCUUCAAAUUUGGUUGUUUCCCUCAUGCUGGUGGUGGUAUAGGAAUGGAACGCGUGCUGAUGUUAUAUCUUGGAUUGGAUAAUAUCCGGAAGACUUCGAUGUUCCCGCGUGAUCCAAAACGCCUGACACCAUAG